Hermetia illucens (black soldier fly) is the source of this 931-nucleotide messenger RNA. Its product is annotated as antigen 5 like allergen Cul n 1-like. NCBI's taxonomy places the organism in Eukaryota, Metazoa, Arthropoda, Insecta, Diptera, Stratiomyidae. The transcript is spliced from 5 exons. Bases 4 to 822 code for a protein of 272 amino acids. The record is from RefSeq and is a predicted model, not a curated record.
UAGAUGCUGACGUACGAAUUGUCACCUAGAAAAUUGCCGUUAAAAAGGAUGGGAUUCACUUUUCAAAAGUUAAUAAUAUUUCGUUUAUGUGUAGUAUGUGUUUUGUCGUAUGAUUAUUGUAAUAUACAAAAUGAUUGUCCAGAGAACACCAGACACAUUGGGUGCUAUCCUGAGCAGUUGGGACAUCCAUCCGAAAAUGCAACCAAAAUCCCUAUGACUAAAAAAUUACGAAACUCCAUAAUAAGUGUUCAUAACGAGUAUCGAAAUGAGCUCUCAUGCGGGUUAGUUGAGGAUGUGAACAAAAUUCCGUUCCCACCAGCGGCCAAAAUGCGGGAGUUGAAGUGGGACAAUGAAUUGGAAUAUUUGGCCGGUUUACAUGUUCAACACUGUACUGUGGCGCAGGAUGAAUGCCGCAUUACCUCUCGAUUCAAACUCGUUGGACAGAAUGUAGGUGCAAUAAUUGGCUGCGUUCCAAAUAUCGGUGGACUUCAAAUUGGAGCUGCAACAAAUGAAAUCUUGCGACAAUGGUUCAAUGAACAUUUAGGAGCGACUUAUCGCAGCUCAGACGAGUUUCAAAGUGAGCCACAAACUGACCAGUUCUUCCAAAUGAUAAACGACAAAACUGCACGAGUAGGAUGUGCGCUAGCAUUGUGUUCUUUCAAUACUACGGAUAAUAUAUUAUUAUUGACAUGCAACUACUCGUACAAAACCGUGAACGAUGAAGCCGUUUACACAGCCGGAGCAAUAGUUACUAAAUGUGAUCGUGCUAAUUCCCGCCCGAGUGCAAAUUACAGAUGCCUUUGCGAGGCUGCUGACAGUUGAAAGUAUAUCAAAUCAAUGAUUCACCCCUCAAAAUUCAUUUAGAUUUGGAUAACAUUAACCUGAUAAAAAGAAGCCAACCAAACAAAGCGAAACGUCUACAGAAAAAAAU